Sciurus carolinensis (gray squirrel) is the source of this 1713-nucleotide messenger RNA. It is a transcript of the gene Cfap53, whose product is annotated as cilia and flagella associated protein 53. Bases 54 to 1598 code for a protein of 514 amino acids. The record is from RefSeq and is a predicted model, not a curated record. NCBI's taxonomy places the organism in Eukaryota, Metazoa, Chordata, Mammalia, Rodentia, Sciuridae. The transcript has 8 exons.
GGAAGCAGGUCUGGAAGGUUACAGUGGUUGCCCGCCGGCCGAGGGGAUCCAAAAUGUACAGCCAGCGAUUCGGCUCCGUCCCGCGGGAAGUUAAGGGCCCCACUCCUAAAGUGGUGAUGGUGAGAGCCAAACCCUCCAAAGUCCAAGGGGCUGAGAAACAUCUGGAAAGAAUCCAACGCAGCCACCAGAAGUACCAUGCUACUUUGGCCUCCAUUAAGGCAAGGGAGCGGGAUCGUCUCAAAGUUGAGUGGGACCAGUGCAAUGAUCGCAAGUUUUUGCACAACCUUGUGCAAGCAAGAAUCAAGGAUGCCAUGCAAGGGUUUAUCAUCAACACUGAAGAAAGACGAAACAAGCUUCGUGAACUUUUAGCAUCAGAAGAAAAUGAGUAUUUUGCUGAAAUGCAACAGAAAAAAGAAACCAUCGAGGAGAAAAAAGAUAGAAUGAGAGAGAAAACCAAAUUAUUAAAAGAGGAGAAAGAAAAAGAGAGACAGAAUUUUGUGGCAGAAAAGUUAGACCAGCAAUUCAGGGAAAGCUGUGAAGAGCUUCGUACUAAAUUGUUCAACGUCCAUCAUAAGAAGGUGUGCGAGGAGCGGAAAGCGCAGGUAGAAUUUAAUGAGGAGCGGAAGAGGCAAAAACUAGUGGAAGAACAGAUGUUCUCCAGGCUCUGGGAGGAAGACCGAUUGGCCAAGGAGAAGCGAGAAGCCCAAGAGGAGAGGAGACAGAAGGAGCUGGUGGAGAACACGCGCCUGGGGCUGAAAGCACAGGUCACCAGCAUCCUGGCCCAAAAGCAGGCCGAACAGUUGCUGAAGGAAGAGGAGGCGCGCCUCCUGGAAGAGGACAAUGCACAGGUUAAACUUGAGAAGGAACAAGAUAAACUAAAGAAACAGAAGGCAAAGCAGGAAAUUAGGACUGGUCUGCAGAAAACCUUACAAGAGAAGAUGGAGCAUAUUCAGCAGGAGUACAGAGAAGAGCAGGACUUGAACAUGAAACUUGUGCAAAGAGCCCUUCAAGACUUACAGGAAGAGGCAGAUAAAAAGAAGCAAAAAAGAGAAGAUAUGGCAAGAGAACAGAAGAUAUAUCAUAAAUAUUUGGUACAGCGACGUGAGGAAGAAAAUGCUCAGGAGAAAGAAUUGGACAGGAUAUUAGAAGAAGAGAAGGAAAAGAAGAUGGCUGAGAAGGACAAGGAGCUGAAGCUUGAAAAGGAGGCUAGGAAACAACUCCUGAAUGAGGUCAUGUGUACAAGAAAACUCCAAGUUCAAGAAAAGCUACAACGAAGAGCCAAAGAACAGGAAGAAUAUGCUAUGGAACAGGAACGCAUAAAUGAAGGUCUUAAACAACUUAACUGUGAAGAAAAGGAGAAUUUUGCAAGACGCUGUGGCUUAGCCCAGGAGUACAGGAAGCAACUUCAGAUGCAAAUAGCCUAUCAGCAGCAGGCCCGUGAAGCAGAGAAGGAAGAGCAACGCCGAGAGUUUGAAGUAGGGAUGGCAGAAAGCAAGAUUUUCCUGGACAAGGUCCAGGAGAUCCUGACCACCCAUCAAGUACUGCCCCGAAACAUUCAUCCCUUGCGGAGGGCAUGCCCCGAUAAGCUUCCAUCAUAAUUUUUUAAACAUUGGUACAUCUUUUCUCAACCUUUUAAUGUUAUUCUCUAAAUUUGUGUAAUUUAUUAUACAUAAUUUUCUCCCUUAAAAUAAACUUGUUCCUUUUUUGGAGUUC